Molecule: messenger RNA, 1143 nt
Organism: Entrophospora sp. SA101
Lineage: Eukaryota; Fungi; Glomeromycota; Glomeromycetes; Entrophosporales; Entrophosporaceae
Source: the annotation of a GenBank genome assembly
AUGUUGUUACCACCUGUGACAAUCGAUGAUAUAAAGAAAUUCAUUAUAUUCAAUGUUGAAAUUUGCAGAAGAUUAUUAUUGGAUAAAAGAAAUUCUUCGUCGAAAAAAGAUAGCAUGAUAUUACAGUAUGUCAUGCUAUUGGAUUUGAAAGGUGCAGGUGUUUCAACUUUGGAUAUGGAAUUGGUUCCAUUUGCGGUUGAUCUCGCGAGACAUCAUUUUCCUGGUUAUAUAGGUUCGAUAUUUGUCUUGAAUUAUGGCUGGAUGUAUUCCGGAAUAUGGCAGAUAUUCAAAAGAAUCUUACCCGAAGAAUCGUUGAGUCGCAUAUUUUUCCCUUCGUCAAACAAAGAAUUGCUGGAUUAUUUUGAUGAUGAUGAUUUGUUGUUGGAACAUGGCGGGAAUGAUGACUAUAAAUACGACUUGAAGAAUUACGAUAUUUAUCAAUUAUACGGCAAACCUUCCUCUGUAUUAUCGAUGCCAAAAUCUUUGUACAGGGUUACUUCAUUCGAUUCAUCCCAUGAAGUAUUCUUCACGCCUUACUCCACUCCUUAUUCAAGUAGACCAACAACACCCAAUAACGAUAAUAGCAAUAAUCUGUCUCCUUCUGUUAUAAAUAUUCGUCCGCCAUUCAAGCAUCGUUCAUCGUCUUCCAGUAGAUCAUCCAGUAGGCCAUCUAGCAGACCUUCAAGCAGACCUCCAAGUCCUGGAAUGACUCCAAAAUCACCUCGUGUAAUUCCUUUACAACCAUUAACUCCUACUAACACUAACAAUAAUGAAGAUGACGAGGAGGAAGGAGAUGAAGGACAAAAUAAUUCUUCUUCAUCAAUACUAAAUCAUGAGAUUUCCACAUCUUUGGUUUCUUCACCCACCAACACUAAAAAUUUAAGUUCAGAUUCAGAUUCGCCAAUUUCUACAACUGCCGCCACCGCCACAACUGGUCUAUCAAUACCAAAAUCAAGAUUGUAUAAAUUAACUCGAAUACAUAAAACUCUCAAAAAUUAUUUUGAAAGAUUACUGUACAGAUUCAUAUCACGUAGAGUAACUGGCGUGCUAUAUUAUAUGGUGAUGUUUGUGGUUUUCCGUGGUGAUGAUCAACUUAUUUUAAAUUUAAACUUAUCAAGACAAGAUAUCAGUUAUCUAGAUUAA